Molecule: messenger RNA, 1456 nt
Organism: Hibiscus syriacus
Lineage: Eukaryota; Viridiplantae; Streptophyta; Magnoliopsida; Malvales; Malvaceae
Product: ethylene-responsive transcription factor CRF1-like
Exons: 1
Coding region: 314-1408 (364 amino acids)
Biological process (GO): regulation of DNA-templated transcription
Molecular function (GO): DNA-binding transcription factor activity; DNA binding
Source: RefSeq, a predicted model, not a curated record
UUUUCUGGUUUCUUCUUGUUAUAUUUUCUGGGGAAAAAAAGGUAUCACCAGAAAGUAGUUUGGAUUCUUAGUCUCUUAUCAGAUUUUAGAUUCGGAAGUUACCCAGAAUAGCAAAGCUGUGCACUGUUUGAGUCGGCUAAAGCUAUUUUUUGCGGUAUCCCCCUUCUCUUUUUCUGGGCUUCACUCUCUUUCAACUAUUUUCGGGUGCUUUUCCGUACUGCUUGUGUGAGCGAGCACGCUCUUUGUUUGGCUUCACUUUCCUUGAAAUUUCUUGUUGUUUGGUGAACCCUUUGAAGGUGGGGGUUAAUGGUGGAUGUUUUCUUUUCGUUUUCGAGCUUAUCUUCAACGUGUUCUUCCUCUUCUCAACCUUUUAUUCUCGCAAGGAAUCUCUUCUUUCCCUCUUUCUUCUUACUUCACAGUUCACUCUCGAUCCCAAAUGAAGAAGAAAAUGGAUUGUUUUCUUGUUCCUUCGUUGAAAUACACUGAACACCGCCAUCAAACAACGCUGCUUUCACCGCCGUUGGAUGUCGGGAUCCAAAAUCAGCCAGGAAUGAAGCGUCGGGUUGUUCGGAUUUCAGUUACGGAUGCCGACGCUACUGAUUCCUCCUCCGACGAAGAAGAAGAACGAAGUUGUUAUCGAAACAGAGUGAAGAAAUACGUUAACGAGAUAACUAUCGAGUUAUCAUGCCCCGUCAAAAGAGACACCGUUUUAAGGAGUAAAUCGUCGUUGUCGAAGAGCUCUCGAAAGCGACCGGCGGGUAAGAAGUUCAGAGGAGUAAGGCAACGGCCUUGGGGAAAAUGGGCGGCUGAGAUCAGGGACCCGCAAAGACGUGUACGGUUAUGGUUAGGUACCUAUGAUACAGCCGAGGAAGCAGCAAUGGUAUACGACAACGCGGCUAUUAAAUUGCGUGGUCCCGACGCGCUCACGAACUUUUUGACUCCCAAGGAGGAAACGAUCCAAUUCGAAAACAGCCAAAAGCCGUUAUCCAGCUCAGACUACAACUCCGGUGAAGAAUCUCAACACGCAAAACUUCGCUCUCCGACCUCCGUUCUCCGUUUCCCGUCGCUCUCCGCCCACGACGGCGACUCUCAAAGCAUCAGAGAUCCACGAGAAUCUGUGAGCCAACCUCGCGACGUCAUGGAUGAGUCCUGCUUCAUAUCGGGAGAAAGUUUCUCAGAUUUCUCCGAUCAUUCAUCGUUGUUCCCGAGUGAUAUAUUCAGCUCGGUGCCGGGAUUAUUCGACGGCAAUACGGAUUGUUUGCUGAAAGAUGAUUUCGGGUACGGGUUUUUGAGCUCGGGUGGGGAUUUCGAUUUCGGAUUCAGUGGGUUAUCGGGGUUGCAACGUGUCGACGAUCAUUUCCAAGAUAUCGAGGAUUUGUUCGGGUCGGAUCCUCUCGUGGCAACUUAAGAGUGCUUUUCCGGCGAUUCCAUGGCAAGUUUUGGAUCGCUGGGAAGU